Molecule: messenger RNA, 905 nt
Organism: Physella acuta
Lineage: Eukaryota; Metazoa; Mollusca; Gastropoda; Physidae
Product: proteasome subunit beta type-2
Biological process (GO): proteasomal protein catabolic process
Cellular component (GO): nucleus; proteasome core complex; cytoplasm
Source: RefSeq, a predicted model, not a curated record
UGAAAAACUCUCACUACGUUGUUAGAAGCGGAAGAGUGACUUGUAAAAAAUCUUCUCUAGUUCUCUAUUUUAGAAAUCAAGACAAAUCAAACAGCAACAAAAUUGUUAAAUGGAGUGCUUAAUUGGGAUUCAAGGAAAAGAUUUUGUUUUGCUAGCGACGGAUACAGUUUCCGCACGGAGCGUUGUAGCGAUGAAAGAUGACCAUGACAAGAUGUACAAAUUGAGUGAUAAUCUACUGAUGGCUGUUUGUGGUGAAGCAGGGGACAACAUUCAGUUUUCAGAAUAUAUUUCUAAGAAUGUUCAACUCUACAAGAUGAGGAAUGGUUAUGAACUGUCUGCACAUGCUGCAGCAAACUUCACACGUAGAAACAUGGCAGAAAGCUUGCGAUCAUCUAGAAGCCACCUGGUCAACCUCCUGAUUGCAGGUUAUGAUAAUGAACAGGGUCCUUCUCUUUAUUUUCUGGACUAUCUUGCAUCACUGAAUAAAAUGCCAUUUGCCAUUCAUGGUUAUGGCAGCCUCUUUGCCCUCAGUAUAAUGGAUAAAUACUACCAAAAAGAUCUUGACCUUAAUGGUGCCACAGAUCUAUUGAUGAAAUGUAUUAAUGAGAUUCAAAAAAGAUUUAUAGUAAAUCUUGGGAGGUUUCGUCUACGUAUUGUUGACAAAGAUGGCAUCCAUGAUAGAGGAAUGAUUUCACCAGAUCCUGUAAACAAACCAUGAUGACAGUUUUCAACAUUUUCUGAAGGUUGAAUGGUAUUGAACUGAAGUAUCAAAUGGGUGACUGUAAAAGAAUGCUUGUGUAUUUUUUUUUUAAACAAAUUUUUGUUUGUUUUAUUAAGUCAGCACAUUUUGAAGAAAAAAAAAUUGCUACUAAACUUAUGAUUUAUUAAAAGUUAUGAAUUAUUCA